Molecule: messenger RNA, 942 nt
Organism: Ochotona princeps (American pika)
Lineage: Eukaryota; Metazoa; Chordata; Mammalia; Lagomorpha; Ochotonidae
Product: olfactory receptor 6C74
Exons: 1
Coding region: 4-942 (312 amino acids)
Biological process (GO): G protein-coupled receptor signaling pathway
Cellular component (GO): membrane
Molecular function (GO): olfactory receptor activity; G protein-coupled receptor activity
Source: RefSeq, a predicted model, not a curated record
GCUAUGAAAAACCACACAGCAGUGACAACCUUUAUUCUUCUUGGAAUAACCAAUGACCCACAGUUACAGGUGGUCAUAUUUCUUCUCCUCUUAUUCACCUACAUGUUGAGUGUCACCGGGAACCUAACCAUCAUCACUCUCAGCCUAUUGGAUUCACAUCUUAAGACACCCAUGUAUUUCUUCCUCCGAAAUUUCUCAUUUUUAGAAAUCUCAUUCACAACUGUCUGUAUCCCCAAAUUUCUUGUUAGUAUGGCAACAGGUGAUAGGUCUAUCUCUUACAAUGAUUGUGCCACACAGCUAUUUUUCACUAUUCUCUUGGGAGCAACUGAAUUCUUUCUCCUGGCUGCCAUGUCCUACGACCGCUAUGUGGCCAUCUGCAAGCCACUGCACUACACGACCAUCAUGAACCACAGGAUCUGCAAUGUGCUGGUCUUUGCUUCAUGGCUAGCUGGUUUCCUAAUCAUUUUUCCACCACUCGUGAUGGGUCUCCAGCUUGACUUCUGUGCUGCCAACACCAUAGAUCAUUUCUUCUGUGAUGUUUCUCCCAUACUGCAGCUCUCCUGCACAAACACAGACACCAUAGAGAUGAUGAUGCUUCUGUCCGCCGUCUUGACACUCCUGGUCACGCUGGUGUUGGUGAUUCUCUCCUAUACACACAUUCUCAGAACCAUUGUGAAGAUACCUUCUCCUCAACAGAGAAAGAAGGCCUUUUCUACGUGUUCUUCCCACAUGGUGGUCGUGUCCAUAUCUUAUGGAAGCUGCAUCUUCAUGUACGUGAAACCCUCUGCAAAGGAAAGAGUGUCAUUAAAUAAAGGGAUAGCCCUGUUGACCACCUCCGUUGCCCCCAUGCUCAAUCCUUUCAUCUAUACACUGAGAAACAAACAAGUGAAAGAUGCCGUUAAGCACAUGACCAAAAAGGUUAAGGUUUUCUCACUGAAGUGA